Messenger RNA from Hyaena hyaena (striped hyena), 4076 nucleotides. It is a transcript of the gene PAPOLG, whose product is annotated as poly(A) polymerase gamma. NCBI's taxonomy places the organism in Eukaryota, Metazoa, Chordata, Mammalia, Carnivora, Hyaenidae. The transcript has 24 exons. Bases 706 to 2949 code for a protein of 747 amino acids. Gene Ontology annotation, molecular function: poly(A) RNA polymerase activity; RNA binding. The record is from RefSeq and is a predicted model, not a curated record. Gene Ontology annotation, cellular component: nucleus.
AAAACAAAUUUACUCCAAAAUCUGAAUUAUUAAUUUUCACCAUCCUAACAGAUAAAGGCUAAUUCGAUUCUGUAGCUGAAAAAUGAGUAUAGCAACAUUCUUUGUAAAAUAUUUUGGAAAUGUCCCUGAUUUAUUGAAAAUGCUAUGACAAAUCAUGGCAAAGAUCGCAAAGAAUUUUCACAAUAGCCUUUUGUGGAAUCCAGAGCAGCAGCAGCAAUUGCUGGUAGUACUGUCUUUCCCUGCACUAUAAUCAACAUUGGACAAGGAAACCGUACACCUGAUUGAUUCAGGAAAUCAAAGCAAUAAAACUGCCAGCAACAAUGCGGCCAAGUGAUUAAAAGAAGGCUGGUUGAAAAUUUAAACACCCUUUUUACUCAUUAAUCUCCAACUGCUAAAGACAAACAAAAAGCAAAAUUAACAUGAUUGUAAACUAAGCACUGUGUCCUGUGGCUACCGUGUUGGCCUGCUGAGAGGGAAUGGGCUGAUCAAAGCCCGCGGAGUCUGCAGAGAACCGUGGCUAAGAGCUACUUCGGGAAGCGCACAGCCAGGAUCCAUUACCGGCCCGCUUCAGAAACAGUAAGUGAGAAAGUGAGCGAGCAAGCGAGCUACAAGCGACCAGAGCAAAGUGGACAGGAGGACAAGGGAAGAGCAAGAACUUGACUCCAGACCGAAAGAUACUCGGCGGUGAGGAAGACGCAGGAAGCGAUGAAAGAGAUGUCUGCAAACACCAUGCUGGACAGCCAGCGUCAACAAAAGCAUUAUGGAAUCACUUCUCCAAUUAGUUUGGCGUGUCCGAAAGAAAUUGAUCAUAUUUACACACAGAAAUUAAUUGAUGCCAUGAAACCAUUUGGAGUGUUUGAAGAUGAGGAAGAACUGAACCACAGGUUGGUCGUUCUUGGUAAAUUGAACAAUUUAGUGAAAGAAUGGAUUUCUGAUGUCAGUGAGAGUAAGAAUCUCCCACCUUCUGUUGUGGCUACUGUUGGUGGUAAAAUUUUCACGUUUGGCUCCUAUAGGCUUGGAGUACACACCAAAGGAGCUGAUAUUGAUGCACUUUGUGUAGCUCCAAGACAUGUGGAGAGAUCUGAUUUUUUUCAGUCUUUUUUUGAAAAAUUGAAACAUCAGGAUGGCAUUAGAAACUUAAGAGCUGUAGAAGAUGCCUUUGUACCUGUUAUAAAAUUUGAAUUUGAUGGAAUUGAAAUUGAUCUAGUCUUUGCAAGACUGGCAAUACAAACCAUAUCAGAUAAUUUAGAUCUAAGAGACGACUCUCGACUGAGAAGCCUUGAUAUAAGGUGUAUUCGCAGCCUAAAUGGAUGUAGAGUUACUGAUGAAAUUUUGCAUUUAGUGCCAAAUAAAGAAACUUUUAGACUCACCCUAAGAGCAGUCAAGUUAUGGGCAAAACGACGUGGUAUUUAUUCCAACAUGCUGGGAUUCCUUGGUGGUGUCUCCUGGGCAAUGCUCGUUGCAAGAACUUGCCAGUUAUAUCCAAAUGCAGCAGCUUCUACUUUAGUUCAUAAGUUCUUUUUAGUUUUUUCCAAGUGGGAAUGGCCAAAUCCUGUGCUGCUGAAGCAACCGGAAGAAAGCAAUUUGAAUUUGCCUGUUUGGGAUCCUCGGGUAAAUCCAUCAGAUAGGUAUCAUCUCAUGCCCAUAAUCACCCCUGCCUACCCACAGCAGAAUUCUACGUAUAAUGUGUCCACCUCAACUCGAACAGUAAUGGUAGAAGAAUUUAAACAAGGCCUUGCGGUCACAGAUGAAAUUCUUCAAGGGAAAUCAGACUGGUCCAAACUACUUGAGCCACCAAAUUUUUUUCAAAAGUAUAGACAUUAUAUAGUAUUGACUGCCAGUGCAUCAACAGAGGAAAACCAUCUAGAGUGGGUUGGAUUAGUAGAAUCUAAAAUCCGCGUGCUUGUGGGAAACUUGGAACGGAAUGAAUUUAUUACUCUUGCCCAUGUAAAUCCCCAGUCAUUCCCAGGAAAUAAGGAACAUCAUAAAGACAACAAUUAUGUAUCGAUGUGGUUCCUUGGAAUCAUUUUUCGGAGAGUAGAAAAUGCAGAAAGUGUUAACAUAGACUUGACCUAUGAUAUACAGUCUUUUACUGAUACAGUGUACAGACAGGCAAACAAUAUAAACAUGCUAAAGGAAGGGAUGAAAAUUGAAGCAACUCAUGUUAAAAAAAAGCAACUUCAUCACUACCUUCCAGCAGAGAUUCUUCAAAAGAAGAAAAAGCAAAGUCUUUCUGAUGUCAGUCGAAGUUCAGGUGGACCUCAAUCCAAAAGAUCAUCUUUGGAUAGCAAUUGUUUGGAUAGCUCCAGAGACACUGAUAAUGGAACUCCUUUUAAUUCCCCAGUGUCUGCAAGCAAACCUUCCAAGCCUGACGUUCCUCCUUCAGGAGAAACAGAAAGGAAUAAUACCGAGCCUCCUGCUGUAAUUGCGGAAAAGCCACUGAGUGUCCCACAAGCUCAAGGACUGUCUAUCCCAGUCAUUGGUGCAAAAGUUGAUUCUGCAGUCAAAACCGUAUCGCCCCCAGCUGUGUGCACGAUUCCUACUGUAGUCGGACGAAAUGUCAUUCCUAGAAUUCCAACACCCCACAACCCUGCCCAGGGACAGCCACAUCUUAAUGGAAUGUCAAACAUAACUAAGAAUGUUGCACACAAGAGGUCCCAUUCCCCAUCCAUCGAUGGGUCUUCGAAGAGGUUGAAAGAAAUAGAAAAGUUUAUUCGACUUGAAUCAACAUUUAAAGAAUCACGUGCUCCUGAAGAUAGAAAAAGAAAAGCAGUGGAUGCCAUUGGAGGAGAAUGUAUGCCUAUUCCAACUAUUGAUACAUCACGCAAAAAGAGACUACCCAGUAAAGAACUACCAGAUUCAUCGUCUCCAGUGCCAGCAAAUAACAUCCGAGUCAUCAAAAAUUCCAUUCGACUGACCCUUAAUCGAUGCCGUAGCAAAUCUCAUUGAUUGCUGCGCACACUUCUGUGAGGAUCAUCUGCUAUCAAAUUGUCAUCUACAAUAUUACGGCUUUGCGUUGGAGGUUUCACUGCCUUAACUUUCGAUGCUUGUUUCUCUGUUGUGGGAACCAGUUCUCGGCUCUUUGGACAUGGAUAAAACAAGUCCCGAAUUUUUUUUUUUUUUUUUAAAGUCUUAUGUUGUAAUCAUUGUAUAGAACUGAAAAAGUUGAAAACAAAACAAAAAAAAAUUGUCUUGUAAUUUUCCAAAUGUUAACACAUUUACUUUAUCCUUGAAGCCACUUUGUGAAACCUGCGAUAAAUGAAUGUGAGGUAUCUUUUCUGCUUCCCUCAUUUGUGUAGAUGUACUUAUUGUCUAUUCUGUUGAUUUAAAUUAUUUUUUUUCAGAAUGGCACAUGGAAUAUUUAAAUUUUUAUUUUUGUGUGCCUUUCUGUUCAAAUGUUGCAUAGUUACCAGGGAGGAUUAGUCCAGUGAUUACAUAAGAGUUGGGCACCAUAAAAUUCUCUAUAUUUUGCCUCCCAUGGAGGCCUUCGAAAUGCAUCUUUAUUAAGAAUCAAAAUAUAACCAAGAUACUGAAAGUCAGUAUGUGAAUGGUGAAAUUGUUACAUAUCCUAGGCUCAUGCCAUUCUUGUUAGUUGACUGGUAUUUUUUACCAAGGAGCAACUCAUUCCAGCAUCAAUAAUGAAAUACCUUUAAGUAUGGCAGACUUGUAUUCUUGAGGUGUAAAAUUAACUUGGCAUGAUAAUUCUUGACCAUUACGUACCCCACAACUUCAGAUAGUUUCUUCAUGGACUAGGCAUGCAGAAAUAAGCAGUGGAUUUUACUGAAACCUAAAGGCAUUUUUUUGAACAACAUUGUUACCAACCAUUAAUUGGCUCAGGACCUUUGUAAUUUUUAUUUAACUAUGAGUUGUCUUUUUUUACACUGCUUUUUUCAAUGCAUUUCUUAAUAUUUUUUAAGUUUCAUGAACGCAUGCUCAGUUUAUUAAAAUCCAUAACCAUGUAAUUCUUGUAAUAUGUUGAUUCAGUGUUUUGUAAAUGAAGUCGUAUGUAUUUUCAGAGUAUUUUUGUAUGUACUGUAAGAUACCAUCUUUUCAAAGAGAAAACUUUAAAACCUUUA